GAAUUUUGUGGUGAAAUUACCACAAGUAUUGGUAUUUUAUUUUAUUUUUUAAACACAAAAGUCAUGUCUUUAAUAUCGUCUCAUUACGGUCUUGUGGUAACAAUGAUGACAGCACUGGCACUAUCGGCGUUCAAUAAGUAUCUGAAAAGAUAUCCGUACCGAUUGACCGAUCAAUCGGCCAACAAAUCGGUCGACCAAUUGGCCAAAAAGUUGGCCGACAAUGAAUACAAGUCGUGGAAGUGGCGAAACAUAACCAUAGCAUUCAUGCAUUCAAUUAUAUCGUCGUUUUGGGGACUCUUUGCUCUGAUAAUAGAUCCCGAAGUGGCACUGGAUAUGAUUGACAGGACAUCAGUAAACUCCUAUUUGGUGUUAUGCUUUUCAAACGGCUAUUUCAUCUACGACUUGCACCUGUCGCUGACCAAUCUGUCCUAUAAGGGACGGUCGGAGAUAAUACUUCAUCACUUACUGACCAUUUCGUGUCUGACAGUCAGUACUGUUACCAAACGUUUUAGCGGCUACUGUCUGACAGCCCUGACAGUCGAGGUGUCCAAUAUAUUCUUGCAUUGGCGACAACUACUAUACCUGUCGGACGUACCCAACGAUAGCAAAACUUAUCGUCUAAAUAGUAUUAUACUUAUAAUAUCGAUGAUAAUAAUGCGAUUGUUUCCUCUGUCAUGGAUUAUGUUUUGCCUGUAUAUGGAAAAAGAGUCGAUAAAUUGUCUCAAUAGCAAUGUUGGUCAGAGUGGCCUACAAUGA
Oppia nitens is the source of this 756-nucleotide messenger RNA. RefSeq names its product TLC domain-containing protein 2-like. Gene Ontology annotation, biological process: plasma membrane organization; phospholipid homeostasis; regulation of membrane lipid distribution. Bases 64 to 756 code for a protein of 230 amino acids. The transcript has 4 exons. The record is from RefSeq and is a predicted model, not a curated record. Gene Ontology annotation, cellular component: plasma membrane. NCBI's taxonomy places the organism in Eukaryota, Metazoa, Arthropoda, Arachnida, Sarcoptiformes, Oppiidae.